Molecule: messenger RNA, 2100 nt
Organism: Vollenhovia emeryi
Lineage: Eukaryota; Metazoa; Arthropoda; Insecta; Hymenoptera; Formicidae
Product: leukocyte receptor cluster member 1 homolog
Exons: 3
Coding region: 612-1541 (309 amino acids)
Source: RefSeq, a predicted model, not a curated record
AAAUCAUUGAAGCCCUAAUACUUUUCAAUAAUUUGUUGAGAAAUCAUUGAAGCCCUAAUACUUUUCAAUAAUUUGUUGAGAAAUCAUUGAAGUCCUAAUACUUUUCAAUAAUUUCUAAUAAAUACAGUAUAACGUAUCUUCAAGUAUCAUUCAUCGUUGCAAUACAUUUUCAGGCUGCGUUCGGGGAGACGCUAUUAGCGCUGAAAACGUCAGUCUAUCUUCGUCACUCACUGUAUGUACGUCGAACAAAGAUAGAAGACGCUUUUAGCGCUGAAAGCGCGCUCCCCGAACGCACCUUCAGUAGGCAGUUAGCAACAUAAUCCGUUCAAAUUUCCUAUUUCCUAGCUACUUUUAGUGGUGGUACCACUGCUUACACAAUUCGACGUGACGGCAAGAGAGAGAAACGAAUUUAGAGAAAGAAAGAACACCAAUUGAGCACACCAUGUAAUCCUUACACUAUGGUCGGGAGGUUGCGCGAAGUCCAUCGCAGAUCUUGGUGCAUUUGCGAAAGCUUUGAAAAUUUUAUUUAUAGUCGCUGAAUUCUAGAUCACAGCCUAGAGCGUCAACUUGAUCUGAUUUUAUUACGUCUUGCGGUCUUAUUCCCGCUGACAAUGAAUAUCUUGCCGAAGAAAAGAUGGCACGUACGAACGAAGGAGAACAUCGCUCGUGUACGGAGAGACGAGGCGAAAGCCGCGGAAGAAGAGAGGAUUAGAAAAGCGCGAGUUCAGAAAGCGGAAACAGAAGCGAGAGUAGAUUUGUUAAGACAACGGACGAGAGCCAAGUAUGACGGUCGGGAGACCGAGACAGAGACCGAGACCGAGAGUACGAGCAAGAGAUUACAGCACGUCAACUUCUUUGCGGAGCUCGAAGAUGGAAAAAUUGAUUACAACAGGCCUAAUGCGGAACACGAGAGGGAAAAGAAGGAAGAGAAAGAGAAAUACGAGAAGCAGAUUGGAUACCUGACGUAUCUUGGGCAAGAUACCAAUGAGGCAACCGGGAAGAAAAAUUGGUACGAGGAAUUGCCAAAGAGAUUAACGGAUACAGAGAGAGAUGUAGAGUUGGAGAUAAAAAAGAAAGCCUUGACCGAUCCAAUGGUUGAUAUAAACAAGUAUCUCAAGAUCAUGCGUUCUAAGUCUGCCGAGGAUCAUCUAAAGGUAAAAACGGAGGCCACUAAAAGAAAACGUCAUGAUUCCGAUAGUUCUCACUCCAAUCACGAAAGCGGUACGCACAAAAAGUGCAAGGAUAAAAAGCACAAGAAGAGGAAACAUAGCCAUUCAGAGAAGAGAGAAGUUAGGGACCAGACUGGUACGGAUACAGAAAGAUUGAGAGCGGAGAGGUUACUCAGGGAGCAAAGUGAAAAGCUAAGAACUGAAGCGCUGUUGGCCAAAGUGAGAGGUGAACCAGUGCCAGUUGUCGCACCGGAGACUCCCAAACCUGCUAUAAAACAGAAAUACAACUCGCAAUUCUUCCCUGAAAUUGCUAGACAAAAUGCAGAGAGAACGCCCAAACAUAGUACAGCAAGACGAAAUAGAAGUCCUUAAGAUACAUCUCUUCUAUAUAGUUUAUAGUGAAUUCGGUUGCUUGUACUAGUGCGUACUGAGUGUACAGUAAUAGCGAAUUCGGUUGCUUGCACUAGUGCACACUGAGUGCAUACUAAGGCUUGUUUAUAGUUUGUUUUUAUAGUGGCGAUCGUGGCGCAGAGGAUUGUGCGACUGGUCUGGUAAUCCAAAAACUCGGGUUCAAAACCGAACAAAACAUUGUUGGUCUUCGUUCGAUCGCCACAUAGCGAAGUGGAAAUAGAGGGGAAUCGAUAAAAUUUGUUAGUUCUUAUAUUUAACUGUGUCUUAAGUACAUGUACAAAGAGUAUUUAGUCAAAAAAAAUGAUCCGUGUAAACACUGUACGGACCAUUUUUCAGGAUAAGAAAUAUUACAAGAGGUAUUUAAGAUCUUUAAAUAUAAGAAUUGACUAGAAACAAGGCUUAUUAGUGUACACUCAGUGCGCACUAGUGGACUUGUUUCUAGUCGAUUCUUAAUUUAAAGAUCAUCUUAAAUACUUCUUACAAGAUUUCUUAUUGAGAAAAAUGAUGUGUACAACGUUUA